This is a messenger RNA of Colletotrichum graminicola M1.001, 549 nucleotides long. RefSeq names its product cyclophilin type peptidyl-prolyl cis-trans isomerase/CLD. Lineage: Eukaryota; Fungi; Ascomycota; Sordariomycetes; Glomerellales; Glomerellaceae. Gene Ontology annotation, biological process: protein folding; protein peptidyl-prolyl isomerization. Bases 1 to 549 code for a protein of 182 amino acids. The transcript has 5 exons. The record is from RefSeq and is a predicted model, not a curated record. Gene Ontology annotation, molecular function: peptidyl-prolyl cis-trans isomerase activity. Gene Ontology annotation, cellular component: intracellular membrane-bounded organelle.
AUGCCUCCCACGAAGCUUCCAGAGUCGGGCAACCCGCUGGUCUUUUUUGAUAUCACCCUUGGCGGUGAGCCCCUGGGCCGCGUCACCUUCGAGCUCUUCAAGGAUGUCGUGCCCAAGACGGCCGAGAACUUUCGCCAGUUCUGCACCGGCGAGUCCAAGGACGCCCGCGGCCGCCCGCAGGGCUACAAGGGCUCCAAGUUCCACCGUAUUAUCCAAGGCUUCAUGUGCCAGGGAGGCGACUUCCUCAACGGCGAUGGCACCGGCUCCGUCUGCAUCUACGGAUCCUCCAAGUUCGAGGACGAGAACUUUAACUUGAAGCACGACCAGCCUGGCCUACUCUCCAUGGCUAACGCCGGUCCGAACACCAACGGCUCGCAGUUCUUCAUCACCACCGUCCCGACGCCCUUUCUGGACAACAAGCACGUCGUCUUUGGCAAGGUCGUCGACGGCAUGGAUAUCGUCAAGAUGAUGGAGUCCACCAAGACGGGGUACCGCGGCAAGGACCAGCCGAACCAGGACGUUGUCAUCGCGCAGUGCGGCGAGAUGUAA